CGCGACGGGGCUGCGUCCGCGCUGCGGGAUGGGGGGCGGCAGUGGCGAUGGUGAUGCCGGUGGGGCCGCGUGCGGCCUGUGGCAGUGGGCGGCGGGCCCGCAGGAGCAGCGCCUGCUGGAGUUGUUCUCCUAUGGGCUGGUGGCGCUGGGUGCCGUCUCCGCGCUGCUGCUGCACUUCAUCCCCAUGCCUUACGGGCGCUACUCGUCGCGGCGGUUCGGCUGGCUGCUGCCCGCCCGCCCCGCCUGGGCGCUGCAGGAGCUGCCCUCGCUCCUUGUCCCGCUCUGGCUCUGUGCCUGCGGCGGGGACGCGCUGGCCGCCUGGGCCAACAGGCUGCUGCUGGGCUGCUUCCUCCUGCACUACGCGCACAGGGCGCUCAUAUUUCCUCUUCUGAUUCGGGCAGGAAAACCAACACCGUUUUUCACUUUUGUGUUAGCGUUUCUGUUCUGUGCUUACAAUGGAUACUUGCAAGGCCGAAGCUUAAGCAACUAUGCAAAAUACCCUUCAGGCUGGUUAAGAGAUCCAUGUUUCAUUACAGGUAUUUUAGGGUGGCUAAUUGGCAUGGCAAUCAAUAUACAUUCUGAUCAUAUUCUCAGAAAUCUGAGAAAACCUGGGGAAACUGGUUACAAGAUACCAAGAGGAGGGAUGUUUGAGUAUGUCAGUGGAGCCAACUUUUUUGGAGAGAUCCUGGAAUGGUUUGGGUUUGCCCUUGCUUGCUGCACCAUUGAAAGCCUUUCGUUUGCAUUGUGUACGCUUUUCAUCUUGGGUUCAAGGGCAAAACAACACCACCAAUGGUACCUUGAGAAAUUUGAAGAUUACCCAAAGGACAGAAAAAUUGUGAUCCCAUUUAUUUACUGAGCUGUGCUUCUAAUGCUCUUUUUUAAGUAGCUACUUAUUGUAACAGCUGACAUUUUACAGGUGUUGGCAGUUUAACAACAUGCUCUCAUCACUGUGACAAAGCCUUUGUAUCAGUGCUGCUAUUACCUCUGCUUUUCCUCUUGAUGAAUACCCAGAAUCUGAUGAGUGUGCAGAAUAGGAACUGAAUGCUUUUCCAACAGUGGAGCACCAUCAUAAAUACAUGAGGCAAUGCAUCUGAAUUCACAUCACGGGAAGUAUUGUACAGGAGUUCUGAUGCUUCCUUUUCUGCCUAUGCAGGCUUCUGCUGUUUCCACUUAAUCCUUUCUUCCUCCCACCUGCAUUUCCAGGAAACUGAUGAUGCGGACCAGAGAUAUUAGAUGAGUUGCUUUUAGGUGAGAUACAGUGUUCUUCCCCCUCUUUGUGCUGUGACGCAGAUAUGGACACUGUAGAGUUAAUACCACUUACAUAAAGAGCUAUAGUGCUAUCUUUCCCAAAUAGUACACCAAGAUUGUCAUCUACCUCUCAAAUUAUCUCAAUAUUCAAUGUGUUUUCUCUCAAUGCUAUUUUUAAAAGGCAUUCCUUACUUGGAGUACUUAGGCCAGCCAAGCACUGUUAACAAUGUUUUUUAACUUUACAAAAAAAAGUAAGUUUUAUUUUUUUUUUAAAUUCUCUUACUGUGCUGUUUGGGGCGGGGGUGGCAAGUGAGUGUAUUCCUUCUCCUAUUAAGUCUGGAUGAUUUUUGUUUUCAAAAAAUCUGGAAUCUUUUAGUAAUGCUUCUUUUAUUAAUAUCAGUCUCAUACCCCCUACAUUGUUUUUUACUGAAGAACUCCAGAAGUGUUUCCAAAACAUGAUGGUAUCCCAAGCAUAUGGACUUCUAAGUUCCGGGCACAUCUGUGCCCUUUAUGUGUCUAAGAAAUUCUUAGAAUUGCUGAAAAAAAACCCCAACAGUCCAAGAACCAAUCCAACAAUCAAAUAAUAAUAAUAGUUGCAAAGCAAAGAAAGCAAAAACCCUAAACAAACAAAAAAAUCAAGAUUAUUUCCCAUAAAACCCCAAAACUCUGCUAGCAUACUUUGGAAUUAAUAGAAAUCAAACUCUUUGCCAAGUGUCUUAUCUGUUUACACUGGAUCUGUUGGGUUAUGUUGGGUUAAUCAAACCAAAUUGGUAUUAUAAUUGGGCAGUUUCUGAGUUUUUUAGUAUGGUAUUGUCUAAAUCUUGAAAUCCUGUCUUUGCUAUUGAGUUACACUGCUGUUGUAAUCAAAGUAAUGUCUGUGAUGAACUAUACCUUUAAAAUUUUAGGUUUAAAAAAAGUACGUUCAGGAAAUGGACAGUGGAACAGGGCUUUGUGUCCUGAGCUUCUGCUUAAUAGUUGUUUCUUCCUCCUGUGCUUCCUGUCAUGUUUAUGUAGUACUUAUUGCACUGAAGUCUUGGCUGUCGUUAAGGAUUUAUUCAGUGGUAUCUGUAAGUGUAACAAAAUUCUAUAGUUACUGACUGAGAUAGUUGAAGGAGGGGAGAUAAACAGGUAGUCCUGCUGUGAUAACCUGCCUACAGCCAAGCCACUGGACUGCCAGUUGCUCUGCAUAAUGUUUACUUGGAUAACUGAUACUGCUGUCAGGCAAUAAUCAUUCCUUUGACGCUAGUGUCAGUGCUUGAUUCUCAAAUUGUUUAAUAGUUUCUUUAGUGUUUACAUCUCUUUCCUUAGUGUUUUACAGGAAAUUUGAGGCUUCCCCUGUUGCUUUUGUUAUCACACUGUAAAUUUAGCACUUUAUCCUAGCUGUUUUGAUGAACACUCAGUCAUGAAUUUCCCUGAGGAGAGGAUGACGGGGAGGAUGAUGCUGAAGUGGAGUUAGUAGACAAUAAAAGUUAAGUAGAAUCAAUUAAAGCAUAUUCUGAAGAAAAUUUUAGAAACCUAGUCUUGCAUAUUACGAUAGUUCUAAAUCCUGUCACAUCCUUCCAGCAGUUUUUUAAACCUUGGUAUCUAAAUCAUCCUGCUAUCAAAAUCUGGGAAAAAUUGGGGGAAAAAACACAGGACUCAGAGUGCUAUCUACUCUAGAUGUUUAAAUACUUGCAUAGUUUAUGGUGAAUUAAUAUCUUAUAUCUUUAGGGAUAUUUGUUAAAAUCACUAAUGAGGCAGCCAAACAAAAAAAAACAAACCUGGCUGCAGCACUUCAGACUGCAAUUGUACCACCUCAUUUUUAACUUCUAUGGACAGGCAAAGAUAUUUUUUUAAUAGUGAACAGUGAAAUAAACUGCUCUGUAUGUCUCCUUAUAUUGAAGAGCCGUAGCUUUCUAGUCAGUCUUUAUUACAGUUUACAGAGCACUUGCAUUGAUGCCUCAGUUUUGCUCUAGUUCUAUGCUGCUAAAUAUUUAUCUUGAUUAAAAGUUCAGCUGGUUUGCUCACAUGAGGUUAACUUGUUUUACCUAUAGCAGGAUGUGGAUCUUGAAACGUGAUGCUCUGCCAGCUUAUCUAUGCUCUUCCUCUUUUUAGAGAAAAGGAAAAGGUCUAAGGGAUGUGAAUAUGCUAGUGCAUUUAGAAAUUCUAGUUAAUUUGAUUAUAAAAAAAGGAAGGAAAAAUGGUUUUUUUCCUUUGUGUUAUGUUCUCAUUGUACUGCUGGAACCAUACUUAAGUAAAGUAUGGAAUUUCUUUGAGGCAAUUCAUUAGACAACAAGACUUUGAGGAGCUGAUGAGGGAAGAGGGGCUACUCUGUGGAAGAGGAGCCGGAGCAGAGACUUUACUCCUUUCUACAACUACCCAAAGGGAGGUUGUAGCGAGGUGGAUGUUGGUCUCUUCUCCCAAUUAACAAGCAAUAAAACAAGAGGAAAGAGCCUCAGCUUGAGCCAGGGAGGUUUAGGUUAGAUGUUAGGAACUAUUGCUUCAAUGUAAGGGUUGUUGAGCAUUAGAACAGGCUGCUAAGAGAAGUGGAGUCCUCAUCCCUGAAGGUAUUUAAAAAUGUGUGGAUCUGGUGCUUAGGGACAUGGUUUAGUGGUGGACUCAGCAGUGUUAGAUUUAUAGUUAGAUUUGAUGAUCUUAAAGGUCUUUUUCCAACCUAAAUGAUUCUAUGACUCUUGCAUUUCAAGACCAAGUUACAUUGGUGAAAAGCAUAUGAUCAACUUGGUCAAAUGCUAGAAUUGCAUUCUGUUUAAACAAGAUCUCUUUGGUUUUUUGGUCAUACUUCAGUCAUGUUCCCUUCCCCUUUCAGAGUCUUAGAAUUUUUCUGUUAGAAAAUAUUUGAUACUAAAUUUUUCUUGGAACUAUACAAUCUGAAAAUAAACUGUUUUGCCCAUUCCAGAGGGAGAAAACAUCUAUGCUUACUAUUGGGUAUAAUAUCCAUAGCAAUUUUUAACGGAGACGCUUCUAUUCAGACUGCCUACAUCUUUCCCAAGUAUCUGCUACUAAUAAAAUAUGAUUUGCAGUAUCUUGUUUGAAUACUUUUUUCUGUUAGUAAUCCUUGCUCUAACUUGUGGAAGCUGACCAAGGCUGUUGUACCUGCAAUUUCAUUAUCCUAAAUGAGGUCUUGAGAACUCUAAUAGUAAGUUUGUACUAGAAUAACCUAGAUUCAGAUGUGAACUUGAUGAGAUGCACUCAAAAAACCUGGAAUUAUUAAAAGUGGCAAGAUAAAUAUUUGAGGUUAUACAUUCUUAAUUAUGUAAAACAAAGAAUGCAGCUGAGAUGUUCUACACUUGUGGUUAGAGCAAAGAUUAAUAGAAGCAGAGGCUACUCAUUUGUGUUCUUGUGCUGCUAGAUCAUAGUGAGCUCUUAGUUUGGAACAACUGUAGCACAUGCUGUUCCAACUGUUUUAAUUGCAGUUUAACAGCCUGUUGUCUUUUUGAGGAAUGAAAAUAAUGUACAAAUGACUUGUCAUAUAAAUUGUAUUCUUUAAGCAGGAUGCCUACCACAGAGUUUUUUGCAGCCUGUUUAGGAAAACAGCUCUAACACCUGUUUGUAAAUUUAAAUAAAUUAAUUAUUUUAGUAUGAAAAUAUCCCAGCCUGUUCUAUACUACUAAAUUUUACCAAUAACAGUUACACUUGUUGGGGCAGCCUUUCACCCAUACAUCUGUCACUUUUGUGAGGAAAUAGACCUGUGUGUAAAAUUGCAUCACUUUUUGCAGUGAUAUAACAUAUCUCAGCAUGUGUGUGUCCACGCAAAAAUGUACGUGAGCAAGCAAUGUGGGAAAUUCCUGUUGCAAGACAACUGAAGGGAUGAGCCUAAAACAAGGUUUGCACCUGAGAGAGUGGCACAACUCUGUCUCGCUGAUACUUAGUUUGUUUGUGUUAAAAGCAAAACAAAUAAAUUAUAUUUUUGUUGUGCACGAGUGGAUGGUGACUGGAAGAAAGGUAAGAUUGUGCCCAUUUUUAAAAAGAUUAGAAAGGAUGACCCUGGGAACUACCGACCUGUCAGCCUCUCCUCUGUGCCUGGAAAGAUCAUGGAACAGCUCCUCCUAGAAGCUAUGCUAAAGUAAAUGGAGGACAGGGAGAUGAUUAAUGGCAGCCAGCAUGGCUUCACCAGGGGCAAGUCCUGUCUGACCGACUUGGUGGCUAACUGUGAUGGGGUAACCGCAGCAGUGGACAUGGGUAAACUGAUGGAUGUGAUCUGUUUGGACUUCUGUAAAGUCUUCGACACAUCCUUCUCUCUAAAUUGGAGAGAGAUGGAUUUGAUGGGUGGAUGGUGAGGUGGAUAAGAAACUGUUUGGAUGGUUGUAUUCAAAGAGUAGUGGUCAAUGGCUCAAAGUCCAGAUGGAGAUCUGUGACGAGGGGUGUCCCUCAGGGGUCCGUACUGGGACCGGUGCUGUUCACUAUCUUUAUCAAUGAUAUUGACAGCAAGAUUGAGUGCACCCUCAGCAAGCUUGCAGAUGACACCAGGCUGAGUGGUGUAGUUGCCACACCGGAAGGAUGGGAUGUCAUCCAGAGGGACCUGGACAGACUGGAGAAGUGGGCCUGUGUGAGCCUCAUGAGGUUCAACAAAACCAAGUGCAAGGUCCUACACCUGGGUUGGUGCAAUCCCUGUUUUCAGUACAUGAUGGGAGAUGAUGUGCUUGAGAGCAGCCCUGUGGAGAAGGAUUUGAAGGGUGCUGGUUGAUGAGAAGCUCAACAUGAGCUGGCAAUGUGCACUCGUAGCCCAGAAGGCCAAACGUGUCCUGGGCUGCAUCAAAAGAAGCUUGGCCAGCAGGUCGAGGGAUGUGAUUCUGCCCCUCUAUUCCUCUCUUGUGAGACCUCAUCUGGAAUACUGUGUCCAGUUCUGGAAUCCUCAACAUAAGAGGGAUAUGGAGCUGUUGGAACAGGUCCAGAGGAGGGCUACAAGGAUGGUCAGAGGGCUGGAGCACCUCCCAUAUGAGGACAGGCUGAGAGAGUUGGAGUUGCUCACCCUGGAGAAGGCUCCAGGGAGAUCUUAUGGCAGCCUUCCGGUACCUGAAGGGGUCUACAAGAAAGCUGGGGAGGGACUGUUUACAAACGCUUGUAGUGAUAGGAUAAGGGGCAAUGGGCAUAAACUGGAGACAGGCAGAUUUAGGCUAGACUUUAUGAAGAAUUUCUUCACUGUGAUAGUGGUGAGGCACUGGCACAGGUUGCCCAGGGAGGCUGUGGAUGCCCCAUCCCUGGAGGUGUUCAAGGCCAGGUUGGAUGGGGCCUUGGAUAGCCUGAUCUAGUGGGAUGUCCCUGCCUAUGGCAGGGGGUUGGAACUAGAUGAUCUUUAAGGUCUCUUCCAACCCUAACUAUUCUAUGAUUGUAUGGUGGAAGCAACAGGUUAUUUUUUCACAAGGAUGGAAUAGCACCUAUAUAAGAAGUGAUACAUCUGGUCUAACACCUCUCCAGAGAUGGUGUGUUACCAGUGGACUAGCAAGAGUCUUGCAUUGAUGCUUUUGGUCCUUGUUCUGUAAUAUUUGCCGUUUCUUUUUUGGAAAAGUCUGUCUACCUCUCCAGCUUCUGAGAGGAUAUGGGUACCUGUGUCUGAAGACGGGCUGAUAGCAAAUCCACAUGUUCUGGCUGUUCUGGGAGGGAGAACUCCUUUUCUCUGUGGCUAUUGAAAGGGAAAAUUAGUACAAACUUAGAUAUAAACCAGGAAAAAAAAAAAAAGCUGUGUGAUCGUAUCCAUUAGCUGGGGUUCAAAAAAACAAAACCAAACCCAACCCUAAUGCAGCACUGUCGAGACUAAAUAAAGGCCUGUCUAAUGUGAGCUGGCAUAAACUGCUCUGAGUACUCGCUAUUAUUGUGUCCUGCUGGCUGUGGUGCUGGGUUGGGAUCCAGCCUUUUUAAUCCACAGUGGUGUACUGGUGAACAGACAGAGCAGCUUCCAGUUAUGCUUCCCUGCUCUGACUGUGUUUAUUGCAGGAGACCAUGAGCCAGAUGCCAUGAAGAGCCAGGGUUUUGCUAAUACGCAAAUGGCACUGGGAAGAGAGCCUCGGAAACAGAAACUGGGUCUACUAAUGUAGAUUUGCAGGAUUUAAAUGUUUUGCAAGGAUAAACAUGUUUCCUCUUUCAUUCUCUGCCUGCUUCUUUGAAAAAUGGUUGCUCUAUCAGAACAGGAGAACUGACUUGAAAGUCCCCAAUAGUCUUUUGAAAGUGUUCAGCUGUUAAAGUCAAGUCAUUAAUAUAAACUGACAUCAAUAACCAAAGAUAAAAGGUCUUUAGGGUACUUGAAAUAAUCCUUGCAAAUUUUACUAGGCCUCAGAACUGAAGACUAAUAGAUUAAGCAUAAUAUUUGGCAUGAACUAUUGAAGUAUGUGAUCAUUACUGAUAGAACAAAGUAGUAGGAAAAGGAGUUUAGAAAAAAAGAACAGCUAUGCAGAUGCCAUACAGCAGCUUAAUCUUAUGAAAGCCAAAUGACCAAGAAACACCAGCUCUGAGAGAAAAACGAGCUGGGAUAUUUUUCAUGAGCAAAAAGAGAACUAGUCUGUUGAUGAACAGGAUAUAUUUUUUAUUAAUUUUAAAUUGAGAUAAGGUAAUAGAUUUGAAUACUUGGACCGUGUUUAUUUCAUAUUAGUCAUUAAAAUAGUGAGGGUAAAAAACUUGGCGUUGUGCAUUGAACCUGUGUUCAUCCAGAGAUUCCCAUUUGAAGAUACUCAAAAGCCUCCUUGAAACAUAGUCUCUAGGUGCAGAUAAAUUAGGUAAGGUUCUUCUGCCUUAAUACUUUAAUUCCUCUACGUGUUCCCUCAGAAGUUUUCUUAUAGCAUUAUUCCUGGACAUAAUUUUUAGAUCCCUGGCUUACAGUCUUAAGGAGGGUGUCACGGACCACGUGGCAGCUGCCCGUCUUAUCCAAGGCAUGCUUGUUGAAUUGAGCACAGCUUUCUCAUUGCUUUCUAGCAUGUUCUCAGCAAUGUCUCCAAGAAGAUACACUUAAAUCUCUCAGAGCUAUUUUUGAAUUGGGGUGCUGUUUGGCCUGCUGAGGUGGAAGACCUUUAGUAUACCUUUGAAGAGGUCCAUUUGUGCUGUUAGUGUGAUCAGGAUGGAAGCAGCUGGGACACAGCACGUCCUCUUACCCCUCAAACCUCACCAGACAAGGAUAAUAAUAUGCUUGUGAAACUGAGUUUAUCUUUUUUAACUAGACAAGUCUACUGAGGUAGAUUUGUAUGUAUAGUAUUUUGGUUUUAACUCCCUCUUUCUUUAAGUUCACUUUUUUGUUGUUUUGGAUGUUAAUAAAACUAGAUAUAAUAAAGCGGGGUUCCAUUCAAAACUGCCAUAUCCAUGAUAUGUGAUUCUCUCAGUUCUCAACCUCUUACUUCCUUUGCUCAUUGAGGUCUGGUGUCCUCACUAGAUACCACGUGGCUGUUGCUGGAGUUUCUUCCUCCAAUUUCUCCUUCCUUUGUGAAUUAGUCCCUGCAACUCCCUGCUUUCUUGAUUCGCUGUCCUUUAAAAUCUUGUUUUAAAGUAUCUAUUUUUCUCUUUCCCAUAUUCAGUCUCUUUGCUACUCUGCUGUAACUUCCUCUAAUAUAUAAACUUCUAAUAAAACACAUAACUCCUGUUGUUAUCAAAUUUUCUCAUUAAUCAUUAUUUGCUCCUGUUUAUGAAAAUGUUAUGCAAGUUUGUAGUGGGUUGACCCUGGCUGGACAGUAGGUGCCCACCAAGACACUCUCACUCCUCCUCCUUAACCAGACAGGGGAAGAAUAAAUACAAUGAAGGGCUUGUGGGUCAAAAUAAAGACAGCGAGAUUACUCACCAGUUACCGUCAGAGGCAAAACAGACUUAACUUGGGGAAAGUAAUUUAAUUUAUUGCUGAUCAAAAGCCAGAGUAGGGUAAUGACAAAUAAGAACAAAUUGCCUUCUCCCCAUCCGUUCCUUCUUCUCUGGCUCAACUUCAUUUCUCUGCACCACCAGCACAGGGAGACAGGGAUUGGGAGUUCUGGUCAAUUCAUCAUACGUUGUCCGCCACUCCUUCCUUCUCAGGAGGACUCUUCGCACUCUUCGCCUGCUCCCACAUCGAACCCCUCCCACAGGAGACAGUUCUCCAUGAACUUCUCCAGCGUGAUCCUCCCGACGGGCUGUAGUUCUUCAUGAACUGUGCCGUGGGUCCUUUUCAUGGGGUGCAGUCCUUCAGGAACAGACUGCUCCAGUAUGGAUCCCUCAUGGGGUCACAAGUCCUGCCAGCAAACCUGCUCCAACGCGGGCUCCUCUCUCCAAGGGUCCAUAGUGGCUGCAGUGCAGGCUUCCUAAGAGGUCACAGCCUCCUUCAAACAUCCACCUGCUCUGGUGUGGGAUCUUCCAUGGGCUGCAGGUGGAUAUCCGCUCCACCAUUAACCUUCAUGGGAUGCAGAGUAAUCUCUGCUUUCACUCCUCCUCCUCCUCCUCCUUCACCUUGGUGUCUGUAGAGUUGUUUCUGUUACCUCUCCUCACUCCUGUCUCCCAGAUGCUGUUGUGCAGCAUUUUUUCCCCCCUCUUCUUAACUAUGCAAUCACAGCAGUGCUGCUACCAUUGCUGAUGGGCUCAGCCUUGGCCAGCAGCGGAUCCAUUUCAGGAGCCAGCUGGCAUUGGCUCUAUCGGACACAGGGGAAGCUUCUGGCAUCUUCUCACAAAA
Molecule: messenger RNA, 9859 nt
Organism: Cuculus canorus (common cuckoo)
Lineage: Eukaryota; Metazoa; Chordata; Aves; Cuculiformes; Cuculidae
Gene: SRD5A1
Product: steroid 5 alpha-reductase 1
Exons: 5
Coding region: 29-856 (275 amino acids)
Biological process (GO): steroid biosynthetic process
Cellular component (GO): membrane
Molecular function (GO): 3-oxo-5-alpha-steroid 4-dehydrogenase activity
Source: RefSeq, a predicted model, not a curated record